This is a messenger RNA of Sphaeroforma arctica JP610, 952 nucleotides long. RefSeq lists its product as hypothetical. Gene Ontology annotation, molecular function: calcium ion binding; calcium-dependent phospholipid binding. Gene Ontology annotation, cellular component: cytoplasm. Bases 1 to 882 code for a protein of 293 amino acids. Lineage: Eukaryota; Ichthyosporea; Ichthyophonida. The transcript has 6 exons. The record is from RefSeq and is a predicted model, not a curated record.
AUGCAAGGUACGGACGAGAAGGCCCUUAUCCACGUGCUAUGUAAUCGCACCAACGCACAACGCCAGCAGAUCAAGGCCACAUAUGCCACUAAUGUUGUGGGGCGCAAUCUUGAGAAGGACUUGCGGUCGGAAACUUCCGGCGGGUUUUGGGAGACACUCAAGGCCAUGAUGAUGACACCGGCUGGAUACGAUGCAAAAACACUCUACAAAGCAAUCGAUGGGGCGGGUACCGCAGAAGAGGACAUUAUUGAAAUCUUAGCCACUCGCAGCCCAGUUGAACUGGAGAAGAUCAAAGCCGAAUACCUAAGAGUGCACAAGAAGAAUUUGGACUCGGAAAUAAAAAAGGACACCUCUGGACACUUCGAGAAAGCGUGUGUUGCUUUGCUGGACACAAAUCAACGCAAGCACACCUUCGCGAAACCGGCAGACCAGCAAACGGCCUUAGCCGAGGCUACUCGCUUGUUCAAGGCGGGAGAGGGUAAAACGGGCACAGAUGAGCAGACGUUCAUCAACGUUUUGUGCUUUGCGAGUCCCCUGCAAAUCACUCUGAUUGCGCAAGAAUACCUCAAACUAUGUCCCAAGUACACACUGGAGGCCAGCAUUGAUCGCGAGUUCAGCGGUGAUAUCCGAAAGCUGCUGAAGUCGAUUGUGCGCUUUGGCGUGAAUGGACCGUACUUCUUCGCCAGUGUUCUGCACAAGUCAAUGGACGGCAUAGGGACCACCGAGCCCACACUGAUCCGUGUCAUGGUCACGCGCGCAGAGGUCGAUAUGGAGGACAUUAAGCUCAGCUAUAAACAGGCGUACAAGACGGAUUUGGCAAAGGAUAUUAAAGGCGAGAUCGGGGGCGAUUUUGAAAAGAUCAUGCUCGCUCUGUGCAAAUAGAGGGUUGGGUUCUGUAUUGUAUACAGGUGAUUCUGCCGUUGUAUGGAUGCGGUGGGGUCUUCAAUAAAGC